Drosophila ficusphila is the source of this 2758-nucleotide messenger RNA. RefSeq names its product calnexin (gene Cnx99A). Gene Ontology annotation, cellular component: endoplasmic reticulum membrane; endoplasmic reticulum. The record is from RefSeq and is a predicted model, not a curated record. Gene Ontology annotation, biological process: protein folding. NCBI's taxonomy places the organism in Eukaryota, Metazoa, Arthropoda, Insecta, Diptera, Drosophilidae. Gene Ontology annotation, molecular function: calcium ion binding.
AUUUCAGACCACCUCUAGGAACACAGUAGGCAGCGAGAAUCAGAAAAUGUAUAAUUUACAUGUUUAAUUUAAUUACAAAUAGUUCGACGUGCCAGAUCUCGAUUCUCGUUAUUCCGCAACAGUUCGCCGUUCGGGAAAAUUGGUGAAAAACAGCGCAAGCGGGGAAGACAAUCAAAUCCUUGGUUUUCCAUUCACCACGGAUAGAAAAUCCCAGCGAGCUGAGAAAAAAGUGGCUGAAAAUGGCGAGGAAAAUGGGAGGAAACCGGGGCGCAACGCUGGCGUUGCUCUUUGCCUGCGGUUUACUGCUUAUAAGUGCGGCUAAAGCCGCCGAUUUGGGUUCGGAAUCAGAUGACUUCGAGGACGGUUAUGUGGAAGAUGUGCAGGAGGAACCCAUUGCCACUGAGGAAGACGACAAGUUGGCCUACGAAAGCCCAGUAAUCGAUGCCAAGAAGUUCCACUUUGCAGACCACUUCGACGACGUGGAGGAGUCGAGGAAGAAGUGGGUUCUGUCGCAGGCCAAGAAGGACGACAUUGCCGAGGAGAUCUCCAAGUACGACGGCAUCUGGAACUGGGAAUCUCCCCAGCGCAUCGUUUGGGCGAAUGACCUGGGUCUGGUGCUCAAGUCGAAGGCCAAGCAUGCGGCCAUAUCCGCACCACUGCGAAAGCCCUUCGAGUUCAAGCCGGACAAACCGCUGGUGGUGCAGUACGAGGUCACGUUGCAGGAGGGCCAGGAGUGCGGUGGUUCGUAUUUGAAGCUUCUGUCUGCCGGAAAAGAUACGGAACAACUCAAAGCCUUCAAUGACAAGACACCCUAUACCAUCAUGUUUGGACCGGACAAGUGCGGCAACGAUGUGAAAAUGCACUUCAUAUUCCGGCACGUCAAUCCAAUUAAUGGCACCAUCACCGAGAAGCACUGCAACAAGCCAAAGAAUCGUUUGGAAGAGCCAUUCAAGGACAAGCUACCCCAUCUCUACCAGCUGGUGGUGCGACCUGAUAACAGCUUCGAGAUUCGCGUGGAUCACAAGAUCAUAAACGAGGGCUCCCUGCUGACCGACUUCAAGCCGCCAGUUAACCCGCCGGCGGAGAUUGAUGACCCCAAUGACCACAAGCCAGAAUCCUGGGACGAGCGCGAGAAGAUCCCAGAUCCCACAGCCCAAAAACCCGAGGAUUGGGACGAGGAUGCCCCACCUCAACUGCCCGACACCAACGCCGUGAUGCCUGAUGGCUGGCUGGAGGAUGAGCCCGAUAUGAUCUUCGAUCCGACGGCCAGCAAACCCGAGGAUUGGGAUGCCGAAAUCGACGGCGAGUGGGAGGCUCCCUUGGUGGACAACCCUGUUUGCGAGAAGGCACCCGGCUGCGGCAAAUGGAAGGCUCCACUCAUCCCCAACCCCAACUACAAGGGCAAGUGGCGUGCACCGAUGAUCGAGAACCCCAACUACCAGGGCAAGUGGGCUCCCAGGAAGAUCGUCAAUCCGGACUUCUUUGAGGAUCUGAAACCUUUCCAAAUGACCCCAAUCAGCGCUGUGGGUCUGGAGCUGUGGUCCAUGUCCAGUGACAUUCUCUUCGACAAUCUUAUCAUCACCGACGAUGUGGACGUGGCUCGUGACUUUGCCGCCAACAGCUUCGACAUCAAGCGUCGCUACAUCGACCGCGAAUCGGACUCAUUCGUGAAUAAGGUAGUCGAGCUAGCCAAGGCCUAUCCCUCGAUCUGGGGCAUUGGCCUGGUGGUCUUUGUGGCGCUGGUUGCCCUCACCAUCUACUGUAGAUUUGGUACCGCUAAGAGUCAGGACUCUGCUGCCAAGAAGGCGGCUGCCGAAGCCAAGAAGACAGACGAACCACAGCCCGACGAUGAGCCCGAGGCUGAGGAGGAGGAGAGCGAUCGGGCCGCUGGAGGAGACUCCAGCAAGGAGAGCACGCCGCUGUCCGCUAGUCCCAAAAAGAGCCAAAAGUCUGAUUUAGAUGAUAACGAAGAUGAGGCCAAGGCGGCGGAAAACGACGAUGAGCCCGCACAGACUGAGGAAACUACCACAAAAGCACGCAAGCGUCAGGCGCGCAAGGAGUAAAGCGGGCAUCCUCACAUGCCGAAGCCACAAGAAAUACUAAAAAUCUUAAAAACAAACUUAAUCCAAUUCCAAAAGCCAGCGGCUGCACCCAACAAGUCAAGCAAACAUACAUUUCAAUUAUAUUGAACUUUCGCCAAGGCAUCUGACAUCAUCUCCCUCAAACGAAACACCAAUACAUACACACGCAGAGAAACACACCAACACAUAUGGAGAAAUAAACACACACUGUCACACUGUAAACAUACAGAUUCUAGUGAAGUCUCUAAUUUAAUUUACUAGUUUACACGGUUUGGUUUAGUCCACUUUAUAAAUACGUACUUUGCUGUAUUAUCGUUGCAUUUCUGUUCAGUGCUCGACCCUCUGUCGCCACUAUAUCUUCUAUGUUCCCUGAACCAGCCGAUCCCCCUGCUUUAUAGAGUUUAGUUGAAGUGCUUAAUCCCCGACAAAGAGACCUUUUGAUUUGUGUAAAAAUAAAACACCAACUAGACCAAUGAGGGAAACAAAACGAAAAAGGAAAAUACCAGCAAGCAAACAAAACGGGGAACUAAAGCAGAGAAAUAUAAUGGCAAGCGUCUAGUUUAAUAUUAUGUAAUUUAAACGAAAUUGAAUAGUACGAUAGUUAUACUCAAGUUUCCAUUUUCAUUUGUAUCGAUGAAAAUUUACAGCGAAAAAUAAAACUAAAUGUCAAAACCAAA